UCAUUUCUUAUCACUUCGUUAUAUAUUCUUUGAUUUUGUUUUGUUCAUGUGAAUAUAAUAAUUAAAUAAUAGAUAUAUAUGGUUCUCUUAGGAUGAACUUCAAUUUUAUUAUUAAAUACUAGUUAGAUUUUAAAUCGUAUUUUGGAUAGUCGAAAAUACAUCAUUUUAUACAAGUAUUGUUAAUUUUAGAACUUUCUUUUUACCAGCCACAAUGCAUAGAAAUUUACCACAAAAUAAAGAAGCUUUACUAAAAUCUUACACAACAAGACUCAAAGAAGACGUUAAAAGUAUGCUGGAAAAUUUUGAAGAAAUAAUAAGACUAGCCAAAGGAGAACGAGGAGAGAAUGAAUCUCAGUUAAACAGAAUGACCCAAAUAGAACAGGACACUUUAGAAAUGCAAGUCAGAGCUGCUAAUAUUGUAAGAGCUGGGGAAUCCCUCAUGAAACUAGUAUCAGAUAUCAAACAAUAUCUGAUAUUAAAUGACUUCCCCUCAGUCAAUGAAGCAAUCACACAGAAUUCUAAACUAUUUCGUACCAAACAACAGGAAUGUGAUCAAAAACUUAUGUCUCUGCGAGAUGAUAUUGCAGCAGACCUUUAUGAUUUAGAAGAUGAAUAUUUUACUAGUAUCUAUAAAUAAAUUUAAUUUUUAGAUAGUGUUAUGAUGUAAAUAAAUUAUAAUUUAAGUGAAA
Molecule: messenger RNA, 689 nt
Organism: Galleria mellonella (greater wax moth)
Lineage: Eukaryota; Metazoa; Arthropoda; Insecta; Lepidoptera; Pyralidae
Gene: MED22
Product: mediator of RNA polymerase II transcription subunit 22
Exons: 3
Coding region: 212-637 (141 amino acids)
Biological process (GO): regulation of transcription by RNA polymerase II
Cellular component (GO): mediator complex
Molecular function (GO): transcription coregulator activity
Source: RefSeq, a predicted model, not a curated record